AGGAGGGUCUGCUUGCGCGCUCCCGUGCGCACUCCCCUUCUGUCUGCUCUCCGAUCCAAGCCCGAUCUAUUCGCUGACUCAGUGCCUUAAGGAGCAUCACCGUUGACCAGAACAGAACCACAACAUCCUCUACGGAGAAAUACAUCAGCCAUGGCAAAAACAGCAACUGCCUACAAAGAGAAGAUGAAGGAACUGUCUGUCCUCUCCCUCAUCUGCUCCUGCUUCUACCCAGAGUCUCGCAACAAGCUUGUAUGUGAAUUUGAAGACAUGGAGGUGAAACCUAUAAACAAGCGAGCCUCGGGACAGGCCUUUGAGGUGAUUCUCAAGCCUCAGUCUCCAGUGUCAGAUGUUGCCCACAACCUCCCUUCACCCCCAAAGAGGGAUAUUUCCUUGGAAGACAUCGAGAAGAAACUGGAGGCUGCUGAAGACCGGAGGAAGUACCAAGAGGCUCUGGUGCUGAGGGCUUUGGCAGAAAAGCGAGAUCAUGAGAGGGACGUGUUGCUAAAGGCCAUGGAGGAGAACAGCAACUUCAGCAAGAUGGCUGAGGAGAAGCUCCAGCUGAAGAUGGAACAGAUCAAGGAGAACCGUGAAGCCUACCUGGCAGCCAUGAUGGAGCGCCUACAGGAGAAGGAGAGGCAUGCCGCUGUGGUGCGCAGGAACAAAGAAAUGAGGGAAGAGCUGGUAGCAUGAACCUCACACAAGUCCUGACUUCCGAGGUCCAUCCAUGUCCCUCCAUCCAUGCUCGCCCUGCCCUCAACUUCUCUGAAACAAACACACGUCCCUGAAGGCCAUGAGGCCCAAGGGCCUCACCACCAUAUCACCGCACAUCUUCUCACCAGUACUCACGACUCUCCGUAUUAUCAGUGAAACAAACAUCAAUAACACUUCUUUUGAGAAUUGAACAGACUUCUUGAGUUUAGAAGAAUGCAAGAAUAUAGCAUUUAUUUUUUAUCUAUCUAUCUAUCUAUCUAUCUAUCUAUCUAUCUAUCUAUCUAUCUAUCUAUCUAUCUAUCUAUCUAUCUAUCUAUCUAUCUAUCUAUCUAUCUAUCUAUCUAUCUAUCUAUCUAUCUAUCGUAGAGUUUCAAACUUUUGGUUUGUCAUUGAUUUUCAUUUCAGUUGUUGAAAUUUAAUUCCACAACGAUUUUCUUGUGAAAGGUCGCGGUGUUGUGAGUUGGCAGGUAGAUGGACAGUUUGCAGCGUUUCCUGAUGGUGUCAUGAUAAUGAUUUUUGUCUGUUUUGUGAAAGAACGAUCGCUGGUGCACCUACACUUCAAACUGCAUAAGAUAUGAACGUAUCUCAUCUUUUUUCCUCCCUCAUGCAUACCUAAUCAUUCUCAGUACGCACACUUGGAACUUAUUAGGCCAAACCCACAGAUUCAUAGUGUCCACCUCCUCUGAAAUGAGCUUGAUAAUGAACUUGAUAGGUGCUUUAUUAUAAUUAAGAAUGUCUGCCCAACGGGAGCAUCUGUUUAUACACGUGCAUAUUCCCACUUAUCCUGACAAGAACAGGUUUUUUUCCCCCAGUAAAUCCAUGCUUAGUCAAAUAAAAAUCUCUGCUACAAACACAGUGUUUGAGGACUAAUCUUACAAAUUUAUGAAUGUUUUGACACCUUCCUGGUCUCAUGCAUAGUGUCUUGGACAGUGGAAUGUGCAGUUGCUCCCAUCUUGAUAUUGAUGGUGUGAACAUAAUGUAUGUCUGUGUGGGUGUGUGUGAAUGCAGAUUUAUCUUGAAGCAUCAUUAGCAUCUUCUCUGUUUAGAAGAUUGGGUAGAGAAUGGAUGCGGGAUGCUUUACAUUCAGCACACUGAACUAGUCUCUUUUUAAAAUUCCUUAUACCACUGAUAUUUGCCUGCAUCCUCUGCUGCUUGUGUUUCUCCCUUCAUAUAAUUCUCUGUGAAAGCUUUGCUGAAUAAAGGAUUGGGGAUUCUGUGAACAUGGCAUGCACCAUCUAAUACUUUUCUGUGCUACAACACAAGGGGAAUUGUAAACUGCCAAAUAAAAGAACCAGUUAUCUAUACAACCUGA
Melanotaenia boesemani (Boeseman's rainbowfish) is the source of this 2023-nucleotide messenger RNA. RefSeq names its product stathmin 2a (gene stmn2a). Bases 151 to 690 code for a protein of 179 amino acids. Gene Ontology annotation, cellular component: growth cone; cytoplasm; neuron projection. Gene Ontology annotation, biological process: microtubule depolymerization; regulation of microtubule polymerization or depolymerization; neuron projection development. The transcript has 5 exons. Gene Ontology annotation, molecular function: tubulin binding. Lineage: Eukaryota; Metazoa; Chordata; Actinopteri; Atheriniformes; Melanotaeniidae. The record is from RefSeq and is a predicted model, not a curated record.